AUGACUGACCAAGGCAAUCUAGCGAGAUCCCAAACCGACUUGACAUCGUCUUCUGUUUCAGCAUCAUCCCAUGAUUCAGUCACGAACAUUGCCCGACCCCGGAAUCGUCGCGUCGAGACUAUAGACCAGACGCACCGGCCUUCAAUAGCAACUGGUAUUACGAAGAGCAGUGGAACUUCAUAUCCUUCGCAAAGCGGCACGCAUCAGGAAACAACCACCCCCCGGACGUUGGAAAGAUAUCAGGAAGAUGUCACUUUGAAUCAAGGCCCAACCGGAGGCGAUAUUACGCAAUUUCUUGGAGAUUCUUUGACGCACGGCUGGACCUCAAUUCAAAUGUUUGCUUCGACAUGGCUUUCAAGCGUCGACAAUUCUUCCAAAGGAAUUCGGUCGUCAAAACUUCAUCCACCCCACCUACGCAGUCUCCGAUCAAAAACAUGGGGACCAUCGCCACCAUCAGGAGAACAAAUGAGUACCGAUGUUGGAGUGCGAUCCCUGGUCAAGACACAGGAUGCUCUGAAAGCUGGAAAAACGGUGAGGGUAUUGGAUAGUCAUGAGGGGGUGAAUGGUGGUCUAGGCGUUGCCGGAAAACAGAAGUGCCGUACUUCGGAUGAGAUCCGUCCCUUGAACCCGGAACCUGAGGAGCAUCUGGCUUACGUCCACAAGGUUGAACCGAACGACACUUACGCCGGUAUAAUACUUCGAUAUAAAUGCCGGGAAGAUAUUUUCCGGAAAUCCAACGGUCUUUGGUCUCGAGACAGCGUUCAGAUGCGUAAGUGGCUAGUCAUCCCUGUGGAUGCUUGUGAGAUAAAAGGACGCCCGUGUGAUCCACCGUCGUGGUUCAACAAUUACGAGGGAGAUUUCUUGGUGCGGAAUCCGGCUGCAACUGGGGAGUCUUCGUCUGCAGCCGAUGGGUCCCAUGGAGGAAAUUUCAAUGUGCCAACUGAACCUUCUCACAUGGACGCGAAGCUGGAACAAACCGAAUAUCUCCCCUGGUCCCAUGUUCGCUGGGUACAGGUCGAUUCAUUCAGACAUCCGGUUGAGAUCGUACGGGUGGCACGACAAACUCUGGGGUACUUUCCACCGCGGCGGAAAAAGAGUAUCAGGACUGAAUCAUCAAUGUCCACUCCAAGACAGAGCUCAGAUUUGUCGAGCGUCGCUCCACAUUCCAAUGAGCGCCCUUCCACUCGUCGACUAAGCGCGAUCAAUGGCCGUGCUCCGAUUCCCGGCACGCCGAUGUCUUCCAAAAGUGGGCCUGGCGGUGAAUUAACCGACAGCCGGCCUGCAUGGAUGCGACGACCAGGUGGCGUGGGCCCGAUGGGCAGAAGUGUGAGAGAACCUGGGCCGGUUACAGAUUACUUUAACUCUUGGACGAGGAAACACAUUCCAGGUCUUGAUAUGGAAUCCUUACCUUCAAUGUCCAUCAUGGGCUCCGAGACUGCAAAUUUCGGGUUUGGGCAAGGUGCAAGUGGCAUUGUCGAAAGCCCAUUCGAAGACGGCAGAAAUGCGUCAUCUAUCUCUCGGCAGGUUACUGGUCUAGAUAGGGCAGCAGCGGCGGUUGAGCAUUGGCUACGUGGAGCAUUAACCAAGCGGCCUAGUACACCGUUGCUGGGAGGUCGGUUGCGGCCACUUGGCUUAUCCCCGGAUCCAUGUGACACCGAUCUAAUCGAAUUGACUUAUACGGCAAGUGAUGACGGCAAGCCAGUAAACGACGUUUCGCUCAGCUUGUUGGACUCAGGACACCUCGUGGCGACGGGGAUGGCCGACAGUGGCCCAAGGAUUCAAGGCAGGAACAACUUCGGCGCUGGUGGUAGGGCAGCUCGAAAAAAGGACGAUUGA
Molecule: messenger RNA, 1836 nt
Organism: Metarhizium album ARSEF 1941
Lineage: Eukaryota; Fungi; Ascomycota; Sordariomycetes; Hypocreales; Clavicipitaceae
Exons: 1
Coding region: 1-1836 (611 amino acids)
Source: RefSeq, a predicted model, not a curated record